This is a messenger RNA of Cololabis saira (Pacific saury), 1950 nucleotides long. It is a transcript of the gene txnipa, whose product is annotated as thioredoxin interacting protein a. NCBI's taxonomy places the organism in Eukaryota, Metazoa, Chordata, Actinopteri, Beloniformes, Belonidae. The transcript is spliced from 6 exons. Gene Ontology annotation, biological process: protein transport. The record is from RefSeq and is a predicted model, not a curated record. Gene Ontology annotation, cellular component: cytoplasm. The coding region runs from base 86 to 1273 and encodes 395 amino acids. Gene Ontology annotation, molecular function: ubiquitin protein ligase binding.
UUGUUUACAGCAGAGAAGCGCCGCGUCUGUUCUAGUACCUUGCUCGUACCUUUAACUAGUACCUGCUCGCGUUACAGCAGCAAACAUGGUGGCCAUGACCAAGAGACUGAAGAACUUCCAGGUGGUGUUCUCGGACCCGCUGAAGACGUUUUACUGCGGGGGGGACCGGCUCUCCGGACACGUCCUGGUGGAGGUGAACGAGGUGACGCGGGUGUCCGCCGUGCGGAUGGUGGCCGUGGGCUCCGCCAAGGUGGAGUACGCCAAGGGGAAGCAGCGCUGCCGCCAGCAGAGCGAGUAUCUCCGGCAUGAGGAGCUGCUGAGGCUGCCGGAGCAGGCGACAGAUGAGGAUGGUUCCGUGGUCCUGAGGCCCGGCAACAAGUACCAGUACCAGUUUGGAUUCGAGCUCCCCCAGCAAGGGCAGCUGGUGUCGUCCUACAAGGGGAAGUUCGGCUACGUACACUACUGCGUGAAGGGGCUGCUGGAGCGGCCGCAGCAGGCCACGCUCGAGUGCAAGAAGCCCUUCGAGGUGGAGGAGCCGCUGGACGUCAACACCCCAGACCUGCUGUCUCCUACAGGCGGUAUGAAGGAGAAGAAGGUCAACCUGAUGUUCAUUCCCGACGGACAAGUGUCCCUCAACGCCAAAAUCGACCGGCAGGGCUUCUGCGAGGGCGAAGACAUCUUCAUCAACGCCAAGUUUGAGAACACGUGCUCCCGCAUCGUGGUGCCCAAGGCCGCCAUCAUCGCCAAGCACAUCUACCAGGCCAAUGGGCGCACCAAGGUGUUCCGGCAAAAGCUGUCGUCGGUGCGGGGCAACCACAUCAUCUCGGGCAUGUGCGACGCCUGGCAGGGCAAGACCAUCCGGGUGCCCAAGAUCAAGCCGUCCAUGCUGGGCUGCAACAUCAUCCGGGUGGAGUACGCGCUCAUGAUUUACGUUCACAUCCCCGGCACCGACAAGCUGAUCCUGGAGCUGCCCCUGGUGAUCGGGACCGCCGGCCUGGGUAGCCGUAGCAACAGCGUGAGCAGCACGGAGGGUUCGGUCAGCAACGCCUCUCAGAGCUGGGUGUCCCUCCGGAUGCCGUCGGACCCGCCGAGCUACUGCGACGUGAGCCGCGACUGCCGGCUGGACCAGCCGCUCACGCCGCUGCUGGACGACUUCGACGGCGAAGACAGCCCCAUCUUCAUGAACACCACCAACUUCCCCUUCCCGCCGCCCGUGUACACCGAGACGGAGGAGGAGUACAACGGGAACGCCCGCAUGCUGCCGGUCUGCUAAAGCCUGAUCCGGACUAGCAACACCCGUCGGAGUGAGGCGGUGGACAGAACCUCUUGCCCUUGAUCACGCUUCCAUCAUCUGUGCCCAUCCAGACUCUGGUCCCGGUUUGGACCGGACCCCUGGACAUACUGGCCAGCAAGGCAGGGGUGGCACACGCUACAUUUCUGAACAUAAGCUUCCCGGACACUUCUAGGACUUGAGAAGCCGCAGCUUCGUCAUUCCAGGCCAGCGCCGCCCCGCUGAGCGGUGCUGAUGGGAACAAGUGGGAACAAAAGCCGCAUCGUCAGCGUUCAGGCUUCUCUGUCCACCAGUGUUUGACAAGUCCCCUAUUCCUGUAUCUUAUUGCACUUUGAUGCCUUCUGCUCUACUACUGCUGGCGAGAGUUCUGCUGCUGAGUGUCUGAAAUCUAAAGUCCCGCGUUGAUUUCCGGAGGAGCAGCUGGAUGUGGGCUGCACCUCCCCGACUCUCUGCGAGCAGAUAGAGAUGUGCCGGCUAGGCACCUUAGGGUGUGACACCAGUCACACCUCUCUCCUGCUCCUUCCUUCAGGGCCCAAAGAAUAUAUUCACGACUGAUUUGUGAGAGUGUUUUUGCAAUAUGUUCAUGAUGUAUAAAGGUAUUUUUGUAUGAAACCCUAUGGGUGAGACUUUUAUAAAAAAUAAACAAAUAUUGAAAUGUU